Knipowitschia caucasica is the source of this 2655-nucleotide messenger RNA. NCBI's taxonomy places the organism in Eukaryota, Metazoa, Chordata, Actinopteri, Gobiiformes, Gobiidae. The record is from the annotation of a GenBank genome assembly.
AUGGGGAGAGGAGAGAUAAAGGAGGAGAGGGGAGAAAGAGAAAGGAGGAGAGAGGAGCAGAGGGGAGAAGGGAGAGGAGAGAGGGGAGGGGAGAGCGGAAAGCGGAGAGAUGAGAAGAGGGGAGAGAGGACAGGGGAGAGGAGAAAAGAGAGAGGGGAGGGGACAGAGGAGAGGGGAGAAAGGGGAGCAGAGAAAGGAGAGGGGAGAAGAGAGGAGGGAGGAGAGAAGGGAGAAGAGAGGAGGAGAGGAGGGGAGAGGAAGAGAGGGGAGACAGGGGAGGAGAGAGCAAACUGUCUCAUUAUUUUCUGUAUUUCAGAGUCUGUGGUGACAAUAUUCAAAAACACACGUUGGACCCUCUCCUUCCCCCCCUCUCCUCUCUCCUUCCCUCGCUCUCCUCUCUCCUUCCCCCCCUCUCCUCUCUCCUUCCCCCCCUCUCCUCUCUCCUUCCCCCCCUCUCCUCUCCUUCCCUCGCUCUCCUCUCUCCUUCCCCCCCUCCUCCUCUCUCCUUCUCACUCUCCCCUCUCCUUCCCUCUCUCUCCUCUCUCCUUCCCUCGCUCUCCUCUCUCCUUCCCUCGCUCUCCUCUCUCCUUCCCCCCCCCCUCUCUCCUCUCCUUCCCUCGCUCUCCUCUCUCCUUCCCUCGCUCUCCUCUCUCCUUCCCCCCCUCUCCUCUCUCCUUCUCACUCUCCCCUCUCCUUCCCUCGCUCUCCUCUCUCCUUCCCCCCCCUCUCCUCUCUCCUUCUCACUCUCCCCUCUCCUUCCCUCUCUCUCCUCUCUCCUUCCCCCCCACUCCUCUCUCCUUCCCUCGCUCUCCUCUCUCCUUCCCUCGCUCUCCUCUCUCCCUUCCCCCCCUCUCCUCUCUCUCUUCUCACUCUCCCCUCUCUCUCCUCCCCUCGCUCUCUCCUCUCUCCUUCCCCCCCUCUCCUCUCUCCUUCUCACUCUCCCCUCUCCUUCCCUCUCUCUCCUCUCUCCUUCCCCCCCUCUCCUCUCUCCUUCUCACUCUCCCCUCUCCUUCCCUCUCUCUCCUCUCUCUCCCCCCCUCUCCCUCUCUUCCUCCCUCCUCUCUCUCUCCUUCCCCCCCUCUCCUCUCUCCUUCCCUCGCUCUCUCCUCUCUCCUUCCCCCCCUCUCCUCUCUCUCCUUCUCACUCUCCCCUCUCCUCCUCUCUCUCCUCUCUCCUUCCCCCCCUCUCCUCUCUCCUUCUCACUCUCCCCUCUCCUUCCCUCUCUCUCCUCUCUCCUUCCCCCCCUCUCCUCUCUCCUUCUCACUCUCCCCUCUCCUUCCCUCUCUCUCCUCUCUCCUUCCCCCCCUCUCCUCUCUCCUUCCCUCGCUCUCCUCUCUCCUUCCCCCCCUCUCCUCUCUCCUUCUCACUCUCCCCUCUCCUUCCCUCGCUCUCCUCUCUCCUUCCCCCCCCUCCUCUCUCCUUCUCACUCUCCCCUCUCCUUCCCUCUCUCUCCUCUCUCCUUCCCCCCCUCUCCUCUCUCCUUCUCACUCUCCCCUCUCCUUCCCUCGCUCUCCUCUCUCCUUCCCCCCCUCUCCUCUCUCCUUCCCUCGCUCUCCUCUCUCCUUCCCCCCCCUCUCCUCUCUCCUUCCCUCGCUCUCCUCUCUCCUUCCCCCCCUCUCCUCUCUCCUUCUCACUCUCCCCCCUCUCCUUCCCCCCCUCUCCUCUCUCCUUCCCUCGCUCUCCUCUCUCCUUCCCCCCCACUCCUCUCUCCUUCUCACUCUCCCCUCUCCUUCCCUCUCUCUCCUCUCUCCUUCCCCCCCUCUCCUCUCUCCCUUCCCUCGCUCUCCUCUCUCCUUCCCCCCCUCUCCUCUCUCCUUCUCACUCUCCCCUCUCCUUCCCUCGCUCUCCUCUCUCCUUCCCCCCCACUCCUCUCUCCUUCUCACUCUCCCCUCUCCUUCCCUCUCUCUCCUCUCUCCUUCCCCCCCUCUCCUCUCUCCUUCUCACUCUCCCCUCUCCUUCCCUCGCUCUCCUCUCUCCUUCCCCCCCUCUCCUCUCUCCUUCCCUCGCUCUCCUCUCUCCUUCCCCCCCUCUCCUCUCUCCUUCCCUCGCUCUCCUCUCUCCUUCCCCCCCUCUCUCUCUCUCCUUCUCACUCUCCCCUCUCCUUCCCUCGCUCUCCUCUCUCCUUCCCCCCCACUCCUCUCUCCUUCUCACUCUCCCCUCUCCUUCCCUCGCUCUCCUCUCUCCUUCCCCCCCUCUCCUCUCUCCUUCCCUCGCUCUCCUCUCUCCUUCCCCCCCUCUCCUCUCUCCUUCUCACUCUCCCCUCUCCUUCCCUCGCUCUCCUCUCUCCUUCCCCCCCUCUCCUCUCUCCUUCCCUCUCUCUCCUCUCUCCUUCCCCCCCCUCCUCUCUCCUUCCCUCUCUCUCCUCUCUCCUUCCCCCCCUCUCCUCUCUCCUUCUCACUCUCCUCUCUCCUUCCCCCCAUCUCCUCUCUCCUUCCCCCCCUCUCCUCUCUCCUUCCCUCGCUCUCCUCUCUCCUUCCCUCUCUCUCCUCUCUCCUUCCCCCCCUCUCCUCUCUCCUUCUCACUCUCCCCUCUCUCCUUCUCACUCUCCCCUCUCUCCUUCUCACUCUCCCCUCUCCUUCCCUCGCUCUCCUCUCUCCUUCCCCCCCUCUCCUCUCUCCUUCUCACUCUCCCCUCCAGAAUAUAUGCAUGUGUUAA